Lucilia sericata (common green bottle fly) is the source of this 471-nucleotide messenger RNA. RefSeq lists its product as uncharacterized. The coding region runs from base 1 to 471 and encodes 156 amino acids. Lineage: Eukaryota; Metazoa; Arthropoda; Insecta; Diptera; Calliphoridae. The record is from RefSeq and is a predicted model, not a curated record. The transcript is spliced from 3 exons.
AUGUCUAAACGUAAUAUUGCAUACAUUAAACCGCAAGAUCCUAAGUUUUUGCAACAGUUAAAGGAACAAAUUGGCUAUAAGGACGGACCUUCAGUUGAAACAAAGAGACAGAAACUUCAAGAUUUCGAAGGCGAUUCCGAUAACGAAGACAGGGCAGAACGUGAAGACGAAAAACCACAAAUAGUUGUAAUAAAUUCGGGUGAUCUUACAGCAGAGGAAGUAGCUCUUGAAGAAAAGCGUUUAGCCAAAGAAGCUGCAGAAGAACCUGCAGAUUUAAAUAAACCAAUCGUAUUUCGCAAACGCCAUAAACCUGGAGACGAUUUAUCUUUAAAGUCUGUUUUAACUUCAACAAAAGAUACUAAGGCUGACAAAAACAACAAAGACAAACAAAACAAACCAAGACAAAAAUCGUCCGUUAAAAGUAUAGUUAAGUUAUCCUUUAACCCCGAGGAAGAGGAGGAGGACCAAUAA